Molecule: messenger RNA, 171 nt
Organism: Acanthoscelides obtectus
Lineage: Eukaryota; Metazoa; Arthropoda; Insecta; Coleoptera; Chrysomelidae
Source: the annotation of a GenBank genome assembly
AUGGAAAUAUGGAUACAAACAAAUAUUUUAGAAGAAUCGCUUUUACCAGUGAUGGAAGAAUGUUUGACAUCCGGCCUAGAUUUUGUGUUUCAGAAAGAUGGAGCAGCGUGCCAUACCUCAAAAAAGGCUAUAAAAUGGAUGGAAGAAAAUAAUUUUGAAAUGGGUUUCUAG